CUGCUUGUCAUUGCCCAUUGACACUCAUUUUCGUUGUUCGUCGAAGAAAAGAAGAAAAUUAAAAUCCUCCGAUUGAAGAAAAAACUAAAUUUUUCUUCAAUAAAUCAAUUUAGAAACGAAACAACUUCAUUUGAAAAAGACCAUAACUUUUUCAACAAAUAUCUCAUCAAUUAAUUAAAAAUCACAGCCAUCAGCAUGUUCGGUCGUCAAGGCGGUUUAAGUGGGUCAUCGGGUGGCACUGGAUCCUCUUUGGUGGAAUUCCGGGCUGGCCGCAUGAAUAUGGUUGGUAAGAUGGUCCAUCCUGAUGUAAGGAAGGGUCUUGUCUACCUGAAUCAAAGUGAAGAUGGACUUAUGCACUUUUGCUGGAAGGAUCGAGUUUCUGGAAAGGUCGAAGACGACUUGAUUGUAUUUCCUGACGACUUCGAAUUUAAACGAGUUGAACAAUGCAAAACAGGUCGCGUUUAUGUUUUGAAAUUCAAAACUUCAUCCCGAAGGAUGUUCUUCUGGAUGCAAGAACCAAAAACUGACAAGGACGAAGAACACUGUCGCCGAGUUAACGAGCUAAUGAACAAUCCACCAUCAGCUAACAGGAGUAGCAGCGACAGUGGUGACUUGCAGUAUAUGCUUAACAACAUGUCUCAGCAGCAACUUAUGCAGUUGUUUGGUGGUGUUGGACAAAUGGGUGGACUCAGUUCGCUUCUUGGAUCAAUGAAUCGUUCAUCGGAUAGCAGCUCUUCCCCGCGGACAGCAAGCACUCCAACAUCUAAUCGCCUAAACGCAAGCACUCUACUAACUCCAGAGAAUUCUACAUCGUCAAUUCCUCGCACUCCGUCCGCUCCCAAAUGUGCCAGAGGAUCUAAUGCUGAAUCAAAGAAAUCUUCCGAUGCAUCAGCAGGAGCUUCUGAUGACGUGAGUUUUCCAGGACUUCGAUCAUUCAUAUCAGGCCUCUCAACCGACACAGCCGGAACAGCAGCAGGAGCCGGACGAACCAUCAACAUAGAUUUAUCCACUGCUAUUGCCUCUUCCGAUGCUGUCAAUCAAAUUAUUGCCGAUCCAGAUCGUGCAAAUACACUUUCAGUUCAUCUGCCCGAAACAGAUGAAUCCGAUGAGAGCAAGCGCCAACAGCUCAAGGAAACCCUAUCGUCGCCUCAAUUUCAACAGGCUCUAUCGCUCUUCUCGAAUGCCCUGCAAUCAGCUCAACUUGGUCCGGUUGUAUCACAAUUCGAAUUAUCCCCUGAAGCAGUUGCUGCUGCAUACUCCGGAGACUUGGAACAGUUUGUAAAAGCAUUGGAGAAAUCUAAGCCAAAUGUUGAGGCCAAGGAGGAAACUGUCGAAAAAAAAGAUUAACAUGAGAAGCAAAGUUUUACUCCCCCAACUGGUUUUGAAUUGGAAUGAUUAUAUUUUUGUGAAUUAUAGUUACCUUUAUAGUAUAAACUUGCUUGGUGUGUUUAAAAUAAAGAAACAAAAAAACAAAACCGCAUAAACUUUGCUGCGUUUAACAAACUAAACAAAAUUAAUACACAGUGUUAACCAAAUGAUACCAUUCAAAUUGAAUAAAUUUAAUCGCAUAUUUAAUCAAAAA
Messenger RNA from Eupeodes corollae, 1582 nucleotides. It is a transcript of the gene Rpn13, whose product is annotated as proteasomal ubiquitin receptor ADRM1 homolog. The record is from RefSeq and is a predicted model, not a curated record. Bases 196 to 1347 code for a protein of 383 amino acids. Gene Ontology annotation, biological process: ubiquitin-dependent protein catabolic process. Gene Ontology annotation, molecular function: proteasome binding; ubiquitin binding; endopeptidase activator activity. Gene Ontology annotation, cellular component: cytoplasm; proteasome regulatory particle, lid subcomplex; nucleus. The transcript has 3 exons. Lineage: Eukaryota; Metazoa; Arthropoda; Insecta; Diptera; Syrphidae.